AUGGCUUCCGCCUCUGCCUCUUCGCAUGCAAUGCAUGCACCUUUGGUCAUCAUGGGGGGUACCGAAGAAGAGCCAGCCCGCACGACAAAGACGCUUGUGUCCUGGGACAAGGUACCACCCUCCAAGGAGUUCACCAAAGACUCGCCAGGGAUCAAGUUCCAUGGCAUUAACCCCGGUCGAGUCAAUGAACUGCGGGUGAUGAUGCGCGAAGUACUCGAAUCGGGGAAACCGGUUGGGGACGACCCGGAGCGUCGUGACUGGGAACCAGUUGAGGGGCUAUCCGGACAGGAAGAGCUCGUCGGCCUCCUAGCACAAGGCGUUAGUGUGGUUCAAAUAUUCACCAAGGUCUCCUUGGAUGAGCAGCACGCGCGGGCCUACGAGAGCUGCAUGUUGUACUGGCAGACCCUCAUGAAGGCUUCCUUGACGAUCGGUCACUUUUGGUUCUACCGGAAGCAGAACCCAGAGGGUGCCAGCCUCUUCAGUCAUCACUUCGCGCUCAAAGGCUUAGCCGUUCCCAGAUGGUUAGUGUCGGUAUUCGAGGUGGAAUACGACGAGAAAGGCAUGCCUCUCAACAUGGUUCCAGCUAAGUGGAGCACGUUCCGUCUGCCAAAGAUCCUCUGUCCAGAGGACACCGCUUUCCUGGUCACUCUCGGCGCACAGAGAGCGGCAGAAACCCAAUCGAAGACCAUCAGCCGGUAUCUCACGGACCGCAAAGCCGACUGCACCAUGAGCUUCACCGAGAACUCGCAGAAGAAUGGCCAGUUCCUGGUUGAGGUCAUCCUCACUUCCAUUUCCGCGGAUGCAGGCGACGACGUACGCCUCCCGGCCCCCGACUCUCGCGUUGUCCCGACGGUCCGAGCCUCUGUAGGAGGAUCGACGAAGCUUGCGAAGAUUAAGCUCAUAGGUUACGUUACCGAAGAUCUCUACAAGGGAACUUCUCACUUCGCGGUCUUCUGUCAAGGAAUAGGCCUUGCGAAAAUGGGCGUCCCCAUCGCUGGACAGAUCGAGCUCAUCGACGACAUAACAACGACCGCUCGCCACAUCAACGCAAUGCUUCUGGGUGCUAACAAGAGGCAGGAUAGCGGCGUAGACAUCGGUGCACUACUCCACCUCAGGGAGCCCACGCAACAAGAGGUCUACGAAAGGGUCAUCGACAGCAGCCAGCCUGGCUUCAACAACAGGCAAAAGCAGGCAGCCAUGAAGAUCACCAAGAGUUUGACAGGCCUCGAGCUCAUCGUGGGGCCGCCUGGCACUGGCAAGACCGCCCUUGGGCAAACCAUCGUGGAAGGUCUCGCCCAGUGUAACUACAGAGUUCUCGUCUGCGCUUCGAAGCAUGAGGCUGUGGAAGUUGCCUUCCGGAAGUUCCAGGCCGUAACACGACUUCCGGCUAACCAAUUUGUCCGCUGGUCCUGCCUGGAACGAAGUCGCAGUGCAACGAGACGGAGGCCGAGCUUGCCGUACAACUCGUCCAAUUCGUUCUUGGCUACACCCCCCAACGAGGACCAGGGUCAAAGGAAGAUAGAACCAAAGGAUAUCCUUCUGAUUUCGCCUUACACAGCUCAGAUCCAGUUGAUUGAGCGGAAGCUGCUGACGCGGAACAUUCCAGGUCUCAAGGUCUUGAACCUCUGUUUGAAGACUACGUCGCAAGCCCAGGGCUCCGAGGCCCCAAUCGUCAUCGUCUCGCUCGUCCGCAACGACCACGAGAAUGCGCUCAACGUCGGUUUCGUCAAAGACGGCAGCCUGCUCAACGUCGAGAUGUCGCGCGCCAAAAACUGGCUCUUCAUACUGGGGAACUUCCGAGGUUGGAUGAACGAAUACCACAACCACAACAGCACGCUCUUGCUCCCGAAUGGAGUCUUCAAAGUCUUCUGCGGCUUGUUGAAGCACCUGGAUGCAAAGGGUGACUUCGUCACCGGGCCUCACCUUACCCAAGGGCUUAGCGGUGGCAGGAUUGAAGGUCCGGGUUUUAACGAUCUUAUCCAGGGAGCUAGUCGAACCGUUCGGUCCGGUCAAACACCUUCCGGACUCUUGGCUCAGCAAGGCCAAUUUGCGGGGAUGCAACAUGGCGGUAGAGGCGGCAAUAACAGAGACGGCAAUAACAGAGGCGGCGGCAGAGGCGGCGGCAGAGGUGGAAGUAGAGGCGGAAACCGUGGAGGAGCCUAG
Molecule: messenger RNA, 2163 nt
Organism: Diplodia corticola
Lineage: Eukaryota; Fungi; Ascomycota; Dothideomycetes; Botryosphaeriales; Botryosphaeriaceae
Product: dna helicase
Exons: 4
Coding region: 1-2163 (720 amino acids)
Molecular function (GO): 5'-3' DNA helicase activity
Source: RefSeq, a predicted model, not a curated record